This is a messenger RNA of Cinclus cinclus, 2581 nucleotides long. It is a transcript of the gene TFIP11, whose product is annotated as tuftelin interacting protein 11. Gene Ontology annotation, biological process: spliceosomal complex disassembly. Bases 67 to 2550 code for a protein of 827 amino acids. Lineage: Eukaryota; Metazoa; Chordata; Aves; Passeriformes; Cinclidae. The transcript is spliced from 12 exons. Gene Ontology annotation, molecular function: nucleic acid binding. The record is from RefSeq and is a predicted model, not a curated record. Gene Ontology annotation, cellular component: U2-type post-mRNA release spliceosomal complex.
UCCCGGGUCGAGGGUCGAGCGGGCCGAGGGUCCCUGAACGGGCCGGAGCAUCUCGGCUGUGCCACGAUGUCGAUGUCGCACUUGUACGGCACGGACGGAGACGAUGGCGUGGAGAUGGAGAGCUUCGAGGUGUCGGACUGGGACCUGCAGAACGAAUUCAACCCGCACCGGCAGCGGCACCGCCAGACCAAGGAGGAGGCGACCUACGGCGUGUGGGCCGAGCGCGAUUCGGACGAGGAGCGGCCCAGCUUCGGCGGGAAGCGCUCCAGGGAUUACUCGGCCCCCGUGAGCUUUGUCAGUGCUGGGCUGAGGAAGGCGGCGGCCGAGGAGCUCUCGGACGAAGAUUCCGAUGACGAUGAGAAGCCUGUGAAGCAGGAGGAGAUUCCCAAGGAGUUUGUGCCCAAGAAGUUAAAAACAGGUGGAAAUUUCAAGCCCAGCCAGAAAGGCUUUGCAGGAGGCUCCAAGUCCUUCGUGGAUUUUGGCAGCUGGGAGAGACACACUAAAGGAAUUGGGCAGAAGCUUCUCCAGAAGAUGGGAUACGUCCCUGGAAGGGGUCUGGGGAAGAAUGCUCAAGGAAUCAUCAAUCCCAUCGAGGCCAAGCAGAGGAAAGGCAAAGGUGCUGUGGGUGCUUACGGCUCCGAGAGGACCCCGCAGUCUUUGCAGGACUUCCCUGUGGUGGACUCAGAAGAGGAAACUGAGGAGGAAUUUCAAAAGGAGCUCAGCCAGUGGCGGAAGGACCCAAAUGGAGGCAAGAAAAAGCCCAAGUACAGCUACAAGACAGUGGAAGAACUGAAAGCCAAGGGCAGGAUCAGGAAGCAGCUUGCAGCCCCUCAGAAGGAGCUGUCCCAGGUCAAGGUGAUCGACAUGACGGGCCGGGAGCAGAAGGUUUAUUACAGCUACAGCCAGAUCAGCCACAAGCACAACAUCCCAGAUGACAGCCCCCAGCAGCCCCUGGGCAAGGACUCCAAGCCCCAGGGCUUUGCCCUGCCCGAGCUGGAGCACAACCUGCAGCUGCUCAUCGACAUCACGGAGCAGGAGAUCAUCCAGAGCGACCGGCAGCUGCAGUACGAGAGGGACAUGGUGGUCAACCUGAGCCACGAGAUCCAGAAGAUGGCUGAGGUGCUGUCCCACGAGGAGAAAGCCAUCAGCAACCUCAGCAAGGUGCUGGACAUGGUGGAGGAGUGUGAGAGGCGGAUGCAGCCGGGCUGUGAGAACCCUCUGACCCUGGAUGAAUGUGCAAAGAUCUUUGAGACCCUGCAGGACAAGUACUACGAGGAGUACAGGAUGUCAGACAGGGUGGAUCUGGCAGUGGCCAUAGUUUAUCCUCUCAUGAAGGAAUACUUCAAGAACUGGGAUCCCCUCAAGGACUGUACAUAUGGCACAGAGAUCAUAGCCAAGUGGAAAAGCCUUCUGGAAAACGAUCAGCUAUUAUCCCACAGUGGGCAGGACUUGUCAACAGAUGCUUUUCACAGACUGAUGUGGGAGAUCUGGAUGCCAUAUGUCAGAAACAUCGUGGCGCGGUGGCAGCCAAGGAACUGUGGAUCCAUGGUGGAUUUCUUGGAUAGCUGGGUGAACGUUGUUCCUGUGUGGAUACUGGAUAACAUCCUGGAUCAGCUCAUCUUCCCCAAGCUGCAGAAGGAGGUGGAGAGCUGGAACCCACUGACGGACACGGUGCCGAUCCACUCGUGGAUCCACCCCUGGCUGCCGCUGAUGCAGGCGCGGCUGGAGCCGCUGUACUCGCCCAUCCGCAACAAGCUGGCCAAUGCCCUGCAGAAGUGGCACCCCAGCGACUCCUCUGCCAAGCUCAUCCUUCAGCCCUGGAAGGAUGUGUUCACUCCUGGCUCCUGGGAGGCUUUCAUGGUCAAGAACAUCGUGCCUAAACUCGGAAUGUGUCUGAAUGAGCUCAUCAUUAACCCCCACCAGCAGCACAUGGAUGCCUUUUACUGGGUGAUUGACUGGGAGGGGAUGAUUUCUGUCUCCAGCCUGGUUGGGCUGCUGGAGAAACACUUCUUCCCAAAGUGGCUGCAGGUGCUCUGCUCUUGGCUCAGUAACAGCCCCAACUACGAAGAGAUCACCAAGUGGUACCUGGGCUGGAAGUCCAUGUUCUCAGACCAGGUGCUGGCACAUCCCUCCAUCAAAGACAAGUUCAAUGAAGCCCUUGACAUCAUGAACCGGGCUGUGUCCUCCAGUGUAGGUGGGUACAUGCAGCCGGGUGCCCGGGAGAACAUCGCGUACCUGACGCACACGGAGCGGCGCAAGGACUUCCAGUACGAGGCCAUGCAGGAGCGGCGCGAGGCAGAGAACAUGGCCCAGCGUGGCAUCGGCGCCGCCGCCGGCUCCGUGCCCAUGAACUUCAAGGAUCUCAUCCAGACCAAGGCUGAGGAGCACAACAUCGUCUUCAUGCCCGUCAUUGGGAAGCGGCACGAGGGCAAGCAGCUCUACACCUUCGGCAGGAUCGUCAUCUACAUCGACCGGGGAGUGGUGUUCGUGCAAGGGGAGAAGACCUGGGUGCCCACCUCGCUGCAGAGCCUCAUCGACAUGGCCAAGUGAGGCAGCUGGGUGCCCACCUCGCUGCAGAGCC